CCAAAUGAUAUCUAUGACACCGGUGCAGACGAAAUGUCAACUUUUUAAGUUUUUAUAUCGAUAUGUAAACAUUGAAGAUAACAACGUGUUUUGCUUGUAAACUGCCGUGAUAGUUCAAAAUCUAGACUGUUAUAAAAACAUGGCAGCCUAUAAAAUCCCAUCGCAAAUUAGGAGACUUGUUGCACUCAGAUCAAGCACACAUUUCCGCGAUGUGGUGCAGCUUUUAUCCGUCCCCACUCCAAAACCAGGUGAUGGAGAAGUUUUAAUCAAGAACAGGUUUUUAGGUGUAAAUGCAUCAGAUAUAAAUUUCACAGCAGGAAGAUAUGACCCUAAGGCCAAAUUUCCAAUAGAAACAGGAUUUGAGGCAGUGGGUGAGGUGGUAGUUGCUGGGCCCAAUGCAAUGUAUAAGCCAGGACAGGCAGUCAUGUACAUGGAGUAUGGGGCAUUUAGUGACUACAAGCUUAUGAAGGCCAAUAGAGUUGUUCCGUUACCUGCCUUGAAGGCCGAAUACCUACCCUUCAUUUUAAGUGGAAAUACUGCUGCCAUUGCAUUAGACAAGGUUGGUGAGAUCAAAGCUGGGGAGAAAGUCCUUGUGACAGCGGCUGCGGGCGGAACUGGACAGAUUGCAGUUCAGUGGGCUAAACUUGCUGGCUGUCAUGUGAUUGGAACUUGCUCCUCAGAUGAUAAAGUCCAGUUCCUUAAGGAUCUUGGUUGUGAUAGACCUGUCAAUUAUACAAAAGAAAAUCUUAGAGAAGUUCUGGAAAAAGAAUACCCAAAUGGAGUUGAUGUGGUGUAUGAGACAGUCGGUGGAGAGAUGUUUGACACCUGUAUUAAUAGUUUAGCUGUUCAUGGAAGGCUGAUUGUUAUUGGAUACAUAGAAGGUUACGAGUCAGACAAGGGUUACAAACCUUCCAGAACGCUCGCCACUUUACCAGCCAGGUUGUUACCGAAGUCUGCAAGUGUUCGAGGCUUCUUCUUGUUUCAUUAUGUGAAGGACUGGGGACCAUAUGUCAUGAAACAGGUUCAGCAUUUCAGUGAAGGAAAGCUGAAGAGUAUUGUUGACAAAGGGGAGAGAACUGCAUCAGGACCUUUCAUUGGUCUGGAGAAGGUGGCGGAUGCAGUGGAGUACCUGUACACAAAGAAGAGCAUCGGGAAGAUUGUUGUAGACCUGGAGGACACAAAGUCAAAGCUUUGAAAACCGAGCGUCGGAAGUAAUUAAUCAGACAUAUUUAAAGCUGGCUCAACACUAGCGGCAAAGGAUCUGUUUAAAACUCUGCUAAUGUUGAUGUUAAAGAAAAUCAUGUUGCAGAUUAACUGUUAUUGUUAAAGAAAUGUAUACUAAACAGCUUUGUUAAUGGACAUCUUUUUCACAAAAUCAAGUUUAUUAUGAAAUUAUUUUGUUGGGAAUAUUUUACUGUAAGGAAUAAAGUUUGCCCUGUAAAAGACUAGGUAAAACGGAAACAUAUGAGUUUAUUUCAUCAAGUUUUAUUUGCUAUUUCAGUUUUUACUGUUGCUAGACAUCAUUGUAGACUUGAUAGUAGGUUUUGCUAACAUUUCCGUUCUCAAAGAUAUUAUUGCAUAUGUUAUAUAAUUUAUGUUACCCAAAAAUCUUGUUUCGUUUUCAAUAAAGGUUCAAUCGC
This is a messenger RNA of Dreissena polymorpha, 1640 nucleotides long. Its product is annotated as prostaglandin reductase-3-like. Gene Ontology annotation, molecular function: oxidoreductase activity; zinc ion binding. Bases 140 to 1195 code for a protein of 351 amino acids. Lineage: Eukaryota; Metazoa; Mollusca; Bivalvia; Myida; Dreissenidae. The transcript has 11 exons. The record is from RefSeq and is a predicted model, not a curated record. Gene Ontology annotation, cellular component: mitochondrion.